This is a messenger RNA of Corapipo altera (White-ruffed manakin), 5940 nucleotides long. It is a transcript of the gene SNX19, whose product is annotated as sorting nexin 19. The coding region runs from base 466 to 3270 and encodes 934 amino acids. The transcript is spliced from 11 exons. Gene Ontology annotation, molecular function: phosphatidylinositol binding. Gene Ontology annotation, cellular component: early endosome membrane; intracellular membrane-bounded organelle. The record is from RefSeq and is a predicted model, not a curated record. Lineage: Eukaryota; Metazoa; Chordata; Aves; Passeriformes; Pipridae.
GACGGAAGCGGAAGUAGCGGGCGGUGCCGCCUGUGGGCCUGGGGCGGUGAGUCGGGGCCGGGGGUCUCGAUGUGGCGGUGUCGGCUCGGCAGCGCCGGGGCUGCGGGGUUUUAUGUUGUCGGUACCGGCUGAAGGGGCCUGGGCGGUGGGGGCCUGAGGAGCUCCGGGGUCCGGUGAAGGGACGGGUCUGGGGGUCCAUGACAAGCCCCAGUGAGGGUCCCGGGUGGCUGAGCCCUGGUACCCAGUCAGGGAACCUGGACUGUUGUGUUCCAUGAGCCCCAGUGAAGAGCCCGGGCUGGGGCUCCCUGACGAACUCCAGUGCCUGCUGAGCGUCCUGCUCAGUUGAGCCCCAGUACCCCCUCAAGGAGCCCGGGCUGGGGGGGUCCCUGACGAGAGUCGGUACGGGCUGUGCCAAGCCCUAUCUCUCGUUGACCAGCCCGGGUGUUUGGCGCUUAGCAGCCCACCAUGCCGGGCCAGGGCCACUCGGGGUCCCGCCGGCCGCUGCUGGCCCUGGUGCUCGCGCUGGGCUGGCUGCUGGCCCUGCAGCUGCUGCUGGACCUGCGGGCGCUGGGGCUGCUGUGCGGGGCCUUGGCGGUGCUGGGGGGCUGGCUGGGCCCCCCGGCCCUGGUUCCCCGCGGCCGCCGGCUGCGCCUGGAGCGCUUCGUGAGCUCCCUGCGGGCCCCGCCCGGCUGCCCCGCGGACGAGGCGCGGCUGGAGCGGGAGAUCGCCAGCACCAUCCGUAAGGUGGUGCGGGAUUUCGUGGCCUCGUGGUACCGCACGGUGAGCAGGGAGCCGGCCUUCGAGGCCGAGGUGGAGAGGGCCAUGGUGGGCCUGGCUGCAGAGCUGCGGCGGCGCAUGGCGCAGGUGGACCGCCGAGCCCUGGCCCGCCGCCUGCUUCUGCUCUGCGGGCAACAUCUCCAGAGCUUCCUGCGGGCACGGGACGCCCUGAGGGACGACCCCAAAGGCGGUGGGACGCUGUGGCGGGAGUACAGCCGGCUGGCAGGGCCGCAUCCUGCCCUGCUCAGCCCCGCGGCCGAGGUGGGAUGUGCCCGCGCGGCCGUGGAGACGCUGCUGCAGGCGUUGGUGCCAUGGCCACACCUGGAAACGCGGACGGGACGCUUCGUGGUGGUGGAGCUGGUGGCCUGCAAUGUGCUGCUGCCGGCCGUCAGGAAGAUGUCUGAUCCCGACUGGAUCAAUCUGCUGCUCAUUGGGAUGUUCUCCAAGAAGCCCCGCGGUGGGAAACCCCACACUGCACCCCCAGUGCCAGAUUCCUUGCCCUUCCCAGCACAGAUGGAUAUGGCUCCUGCCGGGCUACCUCCCUCCCCGAGGACUGUGGAGGGGCUCAGGAGAGAGGCAGGGACUGCUGGCGAGGAGGGAGAGGAGACAGGGAGGUCGUGCCACACAGAGGAGCCUUUCCUGCGCCCUCAAGCCCUGGGAUCCCUCUUCCCCUGCGAGGGUUUGGAGCUGGAAUCCUCCACGCCCAGUGUGGGCCAGGACACGGACCUGCUGGCACCAUCCCCCACUGGGGAGCUCCUUGAUGAGCCCCCCCAGGACCCCUCUGUGGCGGAGGGCCUGGCCUCUUUGGAAGAUGGAACGGGAGACCUGGAGGAGGGCCCUGCCCCCAGCUCAGAUGUUGGGCUGCUUUCCACCUCUGCCUUGAGCUCCUGCCCUGACAUCCAGAUUGAGCCGGUGGUGGAGAAGGAGGAGGAAAACCCAGCAGUCCCCAGGAAGUUCUCCUCGCAGAAACCCUCUGUCCUGGGGAGAGAUCUGGGGGCAGCAGAGGGCCUACCACAUAUCCCCCCAGAGGCCGGGCAGUCCCUGCCCCUGCUCUCAUCCUCCCCAACAGCUUCCAUGAGCACCUUCAGCUUUGAGCCCCUGAGCAGCCCUGACGGUCCGGUCGUGAUCCAGAACCUGCGGAUAACUGGGACCAUCACUGCCCGGGAGCACAGUGGGACUGGCUUCCACCCAUAUACCCUGUACACUGUCAAGUAUGAGACAGUCUUGGAGGGUGAGGGUACAGGGAGCCUACAGCAGGUGGCUUAUCACACCGUGAACCGCCGCUACCGGGAGUUCCUCAACCUGCAGACCCGGCUGGAGGAGAAACCGGAGCUCCGCAAGUUCCUCAAAAACAUCAAAGGCCCAAAGAAACUGUUCCCUGAUCUCCCCUUUGGAAACAUGGACAGUGAUAAAGUGGAAGCCAGGAAAAGUCUGCUGGAAUCCUUCUUAAAGCAAUUGUGUGCAGUCCCUGAAAUUGCCAACAGCGAGGAGGUGCAGGAAUUUCUUGCCCUCAACACAGACGCCAGGAUCGCAUUUGUCAAGAAGCCCUUUGUUGUCUCCAGGAUAGACAAGAUCGUUGUCAAUGCUAUUGUGGACACUCUGAAGACGGCAUUCCCCAGGUCAGAGCCCCAGAGCCCCACGGAGGAUCUGAGUGAGUCUGAAGUGGAUGGAAAGUCCCAGACAGAUGGGAAGAAGGCGACCAAGUCCAGGCUGAGGUUCUCAUCUAGUAAAAUCACUCCAGUGCUGAGUGUGAGUGAAGCUCAUGACAGGAUAGUGUACUCCAUCAGGGAGGGCAGCGCUGUCUCUGGCACCCUGUCACUGGCUGCUAUGGAAUCCUUCAUCCAGAAGCAGGAGAAGCUGCUGGAAGCAAUCCCUAGCAAAGCUCCUGAAGGCGAGGGAGGCAGAGAGCCUAAGGGAAGCUCUGUGCAGGAGAAUGUGGAUGGGACGCAUCUGGACACGGACUCUGACUCUGAGACAGCUUUAGCUGAUCUGGCCCUGGAUGUGCUUCGCCUGGUGCUAGUGGAUCACUGGAGCUGGCUGUGUACAGAGAACAUUCAGAAGGUCUUCAACCUGCUCUUUGGGACCCUUGUUCAAAGGUGGCUGGAAGUGCAGAUGUUUAACCUGACCUGCACCCAGCGUUGGGUCCAGUACCUCCAGUUGCUCCAGGAAUCCAUCUGGCCCGGAGGAGUUUUACCAGCAGUGCCUAAACCCCCCAGGACAGAGGAGCAGAAGAAGGCAACAGCAGAUCAGGCCCUGCAGAGCCUCAUGGGGAUUUUGCCUAAUGUGAUCCAAGAAAUCCUUGGGACCAGCAAGUGUCGGAUGAGUUGGAACCUGGUGCAGGAGUCCCUGAGCCAGCCUGUGAUAAACAGGCACCUGGUUUUCUGCCUCUUGGACAUUCUACUGGAGUUCUUGGUCCUGAAGGGCUCCAGUGAGGAGCCCAAGGCUGCAGCUGCGGCACCAUCUGCCUGUGGUGGACUGGACAAAGCACUUUAGCUAGGACUGGUUGAGCCAGCAGUGGGGGAGAGAAGCAGCCACAGGCACGGAGUGAUUUGAUUUUCAGUGUUUACUAACCAUGUCUGGGAGCUUCUUGUACAGAAUAUUUCCAGCCAGUGCUAAAGGAAGCUACUUCCAGGCUUCUCUCUUCCGGCCAGGUGGUGGAUUAAACCCAGUGUCAGGGACUGAACAUCUACUGUGUAUCUGUUCCAUUGCUGACCUGAUGGAGAGCCUGGAAUGAAGAUGCCUGAGCAGUUGGAGAAGGAUAUUCAGGCUACUGCUCACAAACCCUAUAGUCUUGCCCCAUAUUUCUGAACAACUGUAACAUCUGAAGGCAGAGAUAGCACAUAAGAUUUGCUUUUGUGGCAUCAGGCUUCAUCUAGCACUGGCACAGAGAGACUUGAUGUGAUGGGAUCUUGUUGUUCCUGCAGGAAGGUGAAGGGAGGGGAAAUGCUGUCCCUGCUCUCUAAUCAUCCUGCCUUGUGCCUGCAAUGCCCAGUUGGUGUUACUAGAAGGAAGAUGGGGAGGGAAUGGAGUGUGGAGAUGUGGUGAUAGUCCUGAGUCGGUGUCCAGCUGCCCAAAUACCUGGGAGGUGAGAGCAGUGCAGGAAUCAAAGCUGCUGUCCUGCCUUAGUGACAAAGAUCAGCUGCUUCCCACUGCCACUGCUCUGACAUGGUCUAGUUCUUCAUCAUCUGCCUGAUCAGUAGGAUGCAGGUGGACUGUGAUCCUGGGAAAGAGAACUCUCCUCAGGCUAAGGAGGAAUGGCAGCUUGGCUAGACUGUAGGAUUCCCUUUCUGAGUCACCUUUUAGUCCCUGGGGCUGUCACCUGGAAGGCACAGGAGGAAAGAAAUUGACCCAUGUGUGACACAGCAAGGAAAUCAGCUCCCACACAAAAGUGCUUGUCACGGGAAGCUCUGGAAGAGGAGGGAACAUGUUGGAGUCCGGGAUGAACAGCCAGUGGGUCAGAUCACAGCAAAGGGCUUGAGAGUACCAGCUGAGCUCUGGUGUUGAUUGUGUGUCACCUGCUUUGGUUUCCUGUGCAAUAGUUCUGUGCAGAGGGCUCUGGGAAGCUCGUCAGAUCACCAUGUCCUACCUGGCACAGAAUGGACAUGGAUUUGGCAGCUGCUUCCCCAGGUUGUCCAAGACUUGAGUGGUUUGUGAGCUAAUGCUGCUCAGGUCUCAGUACAAAAGGACAGAAAUGCACCAACAGACUGGAUUGAUGACCUUUUUUGGUGUAUUUCUGGGAGAAAUAUGAUCUGUGGCUGAUCAAGGCAUUCUCUACCGAUCAAAGGAGAGGGAAUCAUGCAGGAUCACAGCUACUGUCUGUUACAGUACUACAUGAGGCGUUUCAUCUCAUAGAAUCAUGGAGUAUCAGGUGGGAAGAGACUGCCUGCUGUUCCUUGGAGCUGUAUGCUCCAUGGCACAUUUGGAGGGAAGGCAAUGCAACUCCAGUGUGCCUGUUCUGCUCUUCCCAGAAGAGCUGCUUAAUAAUGGACCCACAGCAGUGUGAGCUGCUUCCUGCUUCUGUGCGUUUUGUGAAAAUACAGGAAGGGAUUGGCUUGCUGUCUGCAAAUAUAUUUUUAGGGAGCUCUAAGGACAUGGCAAGAUUAGGCAAAAUCCAAUAUAAUGAAGCAAAGCAGUUUUGCAUCACUUUAUCAGAGCCGUUUCUCAGCAGUAACACUUUGGAGAUGGUAGAUUGGCCACUUGCUUGGAAAAGGAGGGAGGUGUAAAGUGUAUUAGGCAAAGAGUUGGAGAAUGCUUUGGGAUAGUCCCAAAGCAGAGAUUAUUGGGAAGGAGGGCUCAAAUAUAUCCUCAAAUACCUACUUGGAGAGCAGCUGCUUCACCCUGUCUUUCACUGCUAGGCUCGUUUCCCUUCUUUCUCUGUUGCUUCCAUUUACUGCACCAGCUGUCAGGAGUGGGAACAGGAGCCAUUGGCCAGGGAUGAUGCAGCAGAGCCCUGUUGUGCUUGGUGCCUUCCCAGAUGCUCUUGUUGUGCUUGUUUGCUAUUGCUUCCUAAUUAAUUGUAUGGUUUGGAGUUCCAGGACCCUGGUCUGUCAUUAAUUAGGGAUAAUAUUAAGGAUUAAAUUAAGGACUGUAAAUUAUGCACUGCCAGCUCCAGGUCAGGGCAAAAGUCUAGCACAGUCCUUACACACACUGGAUAUGGCACUGGAAGAAUGAGCUGAUGCUUCCCCUUUGCCAGGAAGCCCAAGUUAUCCCUGCCGUUAAACCUCAUCUCUGCAAUUAUGCAAAUGACUGAACAUUCAGGAAAUAAUUUAUGGGUACUGCCAGUUUGGGAGCUGAUGCUUUGCUGGGAUGGUGUAGCCAUGAUUUGGGGUUGUACCAGCAGCAACAUCCCCCUCUGCGUUUAUUUACAUGGGAGGAGCUGGGGUAGAGAGAGAUGAAGUAGAUUUACUUACAUGCACUUUGAAGUCAGUAUUGGAGUUGGAAACAGACCUAGGAGUUUGGAUUGCAAGAUCUUUGUUUUAAUCUCCAGAACCCCCUUUCUUGUCUCGUUUAGGCUGAGCCCUUUCUCAUGCUCUCACUGGCUGGGCUUCAAUCUCCCAUUCCCUCCUUGGUCUGGUCUCACAGCUGAGGUGAAGUUGCCCAGGAGCAAAUAGCCCCUCUCUGGAUCUUGUUGUUAAGGAAUAAAAAAAUCCAGUAAAAAGAUCA